GUUCUUCUCUGCGCGGUGGACUAAUCUUUUUUAGCUCCAACUAAAACAAUACGUUUCCCAUAUUUUAUUGGUUUUGUAAUUCGAGUUUAAAUUAGGUUUUCUGGCUUCGAGAGACCACGGAGACUCGGUGAUGGCAGCGGGAGUAGGACUCGCCAUGAACGUAGCGCAGUCGAGCGAAGAAAGGGCUGUUUUUACGCAGCUCAGGCCGGUGAGGAUGACCGCAGGGGGGGCGGGCGGCGCUGAAGACGCGGCCGUGUUCGAGGACGUCAAACCCGGGGCUCGUUUGGACCUGGAUAAGUACCUCGCUGCUGCCGCUCCCAUCCUGAAUUUGGAGUCUGAGAUCGGGGACAGGAAGUACAGACGAGAGAGCGCUUCAGUGGUAGAUGAGUAUUUCUCCGAGGACAAAACCGCCACUCCAUACAGCGUCAACAUAAACGUGAUCCUGCCCAGCACCACACACCUGCGGACCGGACUGUAUCGCCACAACAAGACCAUCAAGACCGAACCGGGUCUCGAGGUGCCUUGCUCCAACACCCAGAACCAGAAUCAGAAUCAGAGCAGCCAGGCGCUACCGGACUUCACCUCAGUCUUCAACGUCAACAAUGUGUUCGUCAAACCGGACAUGAGCUCAAACGGGACCGCACCAAAUCAGAGUCUAGAGACAGAGCUCCAGAUCGGACCUCCGCCCCCGCAGCCACAGGUAUACCAUCUUCCAAUCAGCAACUCUGACCUCUCCAUGACGCUCAGCACCACCCAAUCAGCAGUGAGCGGGGCCCGGACCAUGUUAAAUCUGGGCACAGUGUCUUUAACGGGCGCUAAUGGCGGCUACAUGCUAACAGAGCCCCUCCCACAGCAACACACCUACUACCCCUCUGGCCCCCAGCCACAAGCCCCCCACCCUUCACAGACGGGAACCCACAGCCUGCCCCCCUCUCCCCCAAACUCCCAGCCGGGCAGUCCCGACACGCACAUGGACCUGCUCACCCUUGGGUCCCACCCGGCCCCGCCCCCUUACCAGCACAGAGCACACCACCAACAGCAGCCUCCAACACCCCAAAUACUGACCCCCAAAAUCACAGGACUGUCCCCCCACGCGUUGCUCAUGACCCACGGGCAGGGAGUCCUCACGGGGCCCAAGUACAACCGACGAAACAACCCCGAGCUGGAGAAACGGCGGAUUCACUUUUGUGACUACCCAGGUUGCACCAAAGUUUACACAAAGAGCUCCCACCUGAAGGCGCACCAAAGGACGCACACAGGGGAGAAGCCGUACCGUUGCACCUGGGAAAACUGCGACUGGCGUUUUGCCCGUUCGGACGAGCUGACGAGACACUACCGAAAACACACCGGCGCCAAGCCAUUCAAAUGUGUGGCCUGCAGUCGCUGUUUCUCCCGCUCCGACCACCUGGCACUGCACAUGAAGAGGCACCAGAACUAACACGCAAAGCAAAUAUUUCAACUAAUGUACUUUAAACACUGUCACAUAUGAGCAACAAGAGGCUCCCUGUGCUCCUGGAGUCAACUCUUUGUCUGUUUUACUUGAAAAACAAAACUAGUUCAUUUUAAACAGCUUCCAGUGGUUUCAGAGACCAAAGCUAGCAUGCUAACACACACUUCCUGAUUAUCGGACAACAGACUUAUUCUAUUUUUUUUAUUUUUAUGUUCAUUUCUUAAUACAGCAAUUGAUUUUUAUAGUGUUUUUGCACACUACUAAGUACCAUUUACACUUUUCUCCAUAUUAUGAUAAGAAAGAGUAGAGUGUCUUGCCCAGGGACACAACAAUAUGAACUGUUUUUAGCUCGGAUCAAACUUCUUGUCUUAUUCGUAAUGCUUUGGAUCAACAUAAACUAAACCAUGGCACAUCUAAACUCAGACUAGCUUCAGUAUGACCUGUACCACACAUUGGGAAAAACACUGAUUUGAUCCAACGGAGCACAGGGAUGAAUUUAACCGUUCACGAAUCCAACCAAUCAGCACCAAACUUAAACUGCCAACGUCACUGCUUCAGGGUCAAAGUUUAACCUUGUAAAUACUGUUGAUACGUGUGCCUUUGUUAAUGAAUGUAAUGAGAUACAUACUUGACUUUUUGUAUUUUUUGAUUUGAAACUCAAACGCUACAAAACCCUAAGAUGAUGCAUAUGAAUCUGUGUGAAAAUAUACAUGAAAAAUAUAAAUAGAUCACUGCAAACGCUCUGGUCUUAAGCCCCUUUUGGUUUCCACGUAAAUGUGCACCGCAAAAAAGAAAUGCAUUAGUUUGAAUUUGGAUCUUUUAACUAGCUUAGAUUCAUUUUUUUUGUUUGGUUAAGUUAGGUUAAUAAUAUUUUCUAUAUUUUUAUUCUAUUAAAUGCAAAAUGACAAAGUUAAAUGGUAUAAAACAAAUCUUACUCCACAGACAUUUUGCUAGAAGAAAAAAAUAUGGAAAUUUGUCAGAAAUAAUCUAAAAAUAUCUCAAAAUAAAAACUCUAUGCCUACAGACAAAUUCAAUCAAAACUAGUCCAGAUUAAUAUUACAAAUUCAAGGCAUUUCAACCCAUACAGGAGAUACUACAACACAAUCUUCUUCUUCUUUUUCUUUCUUUCAUUCUUUGUCUUUUUUCUUACUUGAUUAAACAUCUGGCAUCCUCCCUGCACAAUCUUGAUCUAAAUUUAUCAAUGAUCAUGGAAAACUUAAUAGUAUCCCACUAAUAACUAUAGAAAUACCAGGGUUCUCCGUUAUUUGCCCCUGUUUACUCCCGUUGCCGCGGUGACAGAGCAUCGGUGCGGACAGAAAAGCGGGCGUGUCUUGGAGUUACGUAACCGCGGCGAUUGUUUAGAAGUCUCUGACGUUAAUGUGACUUAAUGCGUACUUUUACCCAGCCCACGCGAUGUAACUGUCAUUACGCAGAGGAAAAAAACAAGAUUUCACUCUCUAAAAAGUGAGUUUGAUUCAGAAUAAGUCAUUUUUGAGUUGUCUUGGCUACGUUUUAUUUAGUCAGACUUAUUUGGCUUUUUAAUUCAAUCUUUUUCUGACUUUACAUAUUUUUUCAUAUUUAAGUGAAACAAAACAAAAAUUAACUAAUUAUUAUUUUUCUAUUUUUUUAUUUCUUAUUUUUGUCUUUUUUCUAAAUUUUUGUCUUUUUUUUUUUUUUUUUUUUUUUUUUUUUUUUUUGCUGUGCAGAUUUAUCAGUGAAGUAAACAAAAACAUAGGUGUAUUUAUUUUCCCACUUCAAUUUAGAGCACUUCACUUUAACCCAGAGACAAAACGAUGCUUUUGAUACUAAGACUACUGCUGUUGAGCUAUUACUAGCUACUACUACUGUAUAGAUUUAAGAUAAAGGUCCACCAUUUUGGUUUUGCAGCGUUAGCCAACAUGUUUUGGCUGAAAACACAGGGAGAACAUGCAAACUGGUCACAAGCUUAGACAUAUUUUAUCAAUAUAUUAUGCAAUAGCUCAUAAUAAUAACACCUAUUUAUCAUCUAUGGCUUGGUUUCAGUCAUGCUACUUUUUUCUCUUAUGGGCGCCAUUUUGAGGACUUUGCUAUGUCACUACAGCAGUGGUCUUAGUUUUUCCUCAGUCAUAUGGAUUAGACGCAAAAAGUUUCAUGUGGGGAAAAAAGUAGUUUAUAAUUAAAGUUUUUAAAUGAUCAAAAUGGUGGACCUUUGUAUUUGAGAUGCUUUGUGACACCACUGCCCUGUUGAGUUGAUUUUUGAGUCUUUGUGGAUUAAGUUCUCUUUGCUUUUUUGUAAAUACGUCACAUUUAUUCAAAGAAGAGUGUAAAUAUGUCUGGUUUAUGUUUUAUUUUAAUAUUAAUAUUUCUCAGUUUUUAAUAAUGGGAUUCCACAUGAUUUGAUGUUUAAAUUUGACUUGGUUUUUUUGAUACACACUGUACGUUUUCAUGAGAUGCUGUAUAUGACUUUAUAAUUAAGAACAACAAUGGCUUAUUUUAUGUAUUUUGUUUGAAAUAAAAGAUUUGU
Molecule: messenger RNA, 3953 nt
Organism: Periophthalmus magnuspinnatus
Lineage: Eukaryota; Metazoa; Chordata; Actinopteri; Gobiiformes; Gobiidae
Gene: klf5l
Product: Kruppel-like factor 5 like
Exons: 5
Coding region: 131-1438 (435 amino acids)
Biological process (GO): regulation of transcription by RNA polymerase II
Molecular function (GO): RNA polymerase II cis-regulatory region sequence-specific DNA binding; DNA-binding transcription factor activity, RNA polymerase II-specific
Source: RefSeq, a predicted model, not a curated record